This is a messenger RNA of Ogataea angusta, 978 nucleotides long. RefSeq lists its product as uncharacterized. The coding region runs from base 1 to 978 and encodes 325 amino acids. The record is from RefSeq and is a predicted model, not a curated record. The transcript has 2 exons. Lineage: Eukaryota; Fungi; Ascomycota; Pichiomycetes; Pichiales; Pichiaceae.
AUGUCCGCAAUCGACUCUUCUUCUGUGAGCCCCGUGGGCUCGCCGCCGGAGUUCCGCAUCCACAACAGAAGAGGCUCGCUGCUGGACGUUGGGGGCGAGAACUCGAUCAACAAUUUCGCCUUUGCCGUCCGCCGCUCAGUCAACUAUCUCUCCUCGUCAGUAGGGUCUCGGACGACGCUCGACCCCGAGUGUGCGGUGCCCGGGAGCCCGCGAGUGACGCCGCAAUUGCCGCCCGAGGAGCACACACCGCUGCUGGAGCCACCGAAGGACGACGUUUCUGAGAUCGUUAUCUCGCUCAAGAGCACCCCCGUGCAGACGGUUUUCAACUCCAUCAACGUCCUGAUCGGCCUAGGCAUUCUGUCUAUCCCGCUGGCAUUCCGGCUGGCCGGCUGGGUGAUGGGCACGGCGAUACUGACGCUCGCGGCGCUCUCAACACGAUACACGGCCCGUGCUGGUGUUUGUCGUGUUCGCACUGGACCUGUACGGCGCGAGCGUGACGAUGGUGAUCCUGUUUGCGGACUCAUUCAACGCCAUUUUCCAGGGCCUCUCGCCGGCGUUCUUCAAGACCGUGCUGUGCACAGGGCUGGUGCUGCUGAACGCGCUGCCGCUGCGAAUACUGUCCUUUCUGAGUUUUGCCGGCAUCGUGUGCACCACGGCGACUUUCUGCGUGGUGCUGGUGUCUGGGCUGAUCCACCGCACGUCUCCCGGCUCGCUGCUCCACCCAGCACCGACAAACCUCUGGCCGGCGUCCCUGCUGGACCUGUGUUUCAGUCUCGGCCUGUUUCUCGCGCCCUGGGGCGGCCACGCCGCGUUCCCAGAGGUGUACGCCGACCAGAAACGGCCCGAGAAAUACACCGCGUGCAUGUCGACGGCGUUCUUGUUCAGCUACUCGAUGGACCUCGCCACCGGCGUCGUCGGGUUCCUCAUGUUUGGGCAAACCGUGCAGGACGAGGUGACAAAAAACAUCCUGCUCAAUAA